Messenger RNA from Beta vulgaris subsp. vulgaris (sugar beet), 1653 nucleotides. Its product is annotated as probable inactive patatin-like protein 9. The record is from RefSeq and is a predicted model, not a curated record. The transcript is spliced from 2 exons. Lineage: Eukaryota; Viridiplantae; Streptophyta; Magnoliopsida; Caryophyllales; Amaranthaceae. The coding region runs from base 114 to 1292 and encodes 392 amino acids. Gene Ontology annotation, biological process: lipid metabolic process.
AUGUGACUCCAUUUAAUAUACUCAGCCACAAAUAUCGUGACCAUCACUCCCACUUCUUCUUUCUCUCUCUUCUUUCUCACACUUUGUUUUUCUCUCUCUCUUCAAAAACUGCCAUGGAAAUGGAACUUAGUAAGAUGACAAUGGAGAUAUUCUCCAAGCUUGAGCAACAAUGGCUCUCUAACAACACUACUACCUGCAUUAAGAAAACUAGAAUACUCAGUAUCGAUGGCGGAGGAACCUCCGCUGCCGUUUCUGUGGCGUUUUUAGUUCAUUUGGAGGAAGCAAUUCACUCGAAAACCGGCGAUCAUAACUUAAGGAUCGCCGAUUUUUUCGAUAUAGUUGCUGGAACUGGAAUCGGCGGGUUAAUCGCUGCGUUUCUUACCGCCGGUGAUUCCUCCGGUAGGCCGAUGUUCACUGCGAAAGAUAUCGCUAAAUUUCUCGUCGGAAAUUUCUCGGCGAUGUUCAAACCGAAGCGCGCAGGGAUUCUCCGUCGCCGGAACACUCGUCGGUGCUCUGGUGAAAGCCUCGAGAAGGUUCUUCGCGGAGUUUUCUCGAAAGACGGGAGAAAAACUCCUAUGACGCUUAAGGACACGUGUAAGCCGAUCCUCGUUCCUUGCUACGACCUAAACACAUCAGCACCGUUCGUUUUCUCUAGCGCCGCUGCAAGCGCUUCGGCGUGGACGGCGUUGGAUUUCGAACUCUGGAAAGUGUGUCGCGCUGCAAUGGCGACUCCAUCGGUAUUUGAGCCGUUUGAAUUAACGUCUGUUGACGGCAAAACGGUGUGUUUUGGCGUUGAUGGAGGUUUAGUGAUGAAUAAUCCAACUGCUGCUGCAGUUACUCAUGUUCUUCACAACAAAGUUGAUUUUCCGUCGGUUAACGGCGUUGAAGAUUUGCUAGUGUUAUCUUUAGGUAACGGAACAUUGAGUAGUAGUGGAAAAUUGAGUGUUAACAGCAAAAACGGCGAGUGUUCAACUGCUUGCGUCGUUGAUAUUGCGGUUGACGGUGUUUCCGAGACGAUUGAUCAAAUGUUAGGCAAUGCUUUCUGCUGGAAUAGAAGUGAUUACGUUCGUAUUCAGGCAAACGGACUAUGUGGAUCAGGGUUAACGUCGAUGGAGGAGGUGGUGAAGGAGAAAGGAGUCGAAUCGCUAACGUUUGGCGGAAAACGCCUCUUAGCAGAGACGAACGGGGAGCGAAUCGAAGCAUUUGCACAACGCCUCGUUGCUGCAUCACGGAAGAGCAGUCUACCUCCGAGUCCUUACAAGUCUCUUAGUCCUAUGCUCGAUGGGCGUUAAUUAAGCGUAAUUAAGCCGUUAAUCCCAUCUUGUUUCUCAUUUACUGGUCAUUAGUUAAUAGUAGGAAGUAGUGUUUUUGUUUGUUCGCCCCACUGGUGGCUGGGUGGUUUAGAAUAUAGAUGAUGCAGUUUGUAAGAUGAAACCUACCUCGGGUUUAAAUUACUACUAAGUACUAACUGAACUUUGUGUAUCUCAAAGUAGAUGUGUGAAAUCUAUGACUAUAUAAUAGUAAUACUACUCUAAAAAUAGAGAGCUAAACUCAGCUCUCUCUAACAAAUGUAAUUUAAAUUAUCUUCUUUGUAAUUUUUUUUUGCCGAAGUGAAGAAAAUAUAGGGUCGAUUAGAUCCAAAUUAGUAACAAA